Fibroporia radiculosa is the source of this 519-nucleotide messenger RNA. RefSeq lists its product as uncharacterized. The transcript is spliced from 2 exons. The record is from RefSeq and is a predicted model, not a curated record. Lineage: Eukaryota; Fungi; Basidiomycota; Agaricomycetes; Polyporales; Fibroporiaceae. Bases 1 to 519 code for a protein of 172 amino acids.
AUGCGUACAGCCCGCCUUCUCGCUUCCUACCAGCGAUAUGCCUCCGCGCCGACGUCGCAGUACAUGCGCCGUUUGCCAUUGAUCAUGUAUCCGCACACCGCGGACUUGGCCAACGCACCCAAACGUGCGACACGACGCUUGCGGCGUGCCCAGACGCGUAACACAGGGACCCACUGCAGAUGGCUGCGGUUCUCGGGCGUCGCAGAGUGCUUUGGUUCCAUCGCCGGUCACGCUCGCGACGAGGCUCAGUAUGCGACUAUAGCUCUCGAAGUAUACCGUACAAUACGUAUGGUCCUGGUGCGUCUCAGCCGCGAUAUCCGCGUCAUGACUCACAGCGCCCCCUCCCGUGUCUCGUCACGUCGCGAGAUCGGCGUCCAACAUGUGGCAUGCACGACCCUCGCCUGUUCGCCCGCACGCCCGUCCCCGGACUCUCGAUCGAUGCCUAUCACCCCCUCUGCCGCAGUGAUUCUAGUCGCAGAACGGCAUCCUCGCCAGAAGGCGCGGUCGACCGGCUUCUAG